Morone saxatilis (striped sea-bass) is the source of this 1051-nucleotide messenger RNA. It is a transcript of the gene apip, whose product is annotated as APAF1 interacting protein. NCBI's taxonomy places the organism in Eukaryota, Metazoa, Chordata, Actinopteri, Moronidae. Gene Ontology annotation, molecular function: metal ion binding; methylthioribulose 1-phosphate dehydratase activity. The record is from RefSeq and is a predicted model, not a curated record. Gene Ontology annotation, cellular component: cytoplasm.
GAGAUGUCAUCUUUCUGUGGCACCAGCAAUGGCUGUGAAGAUGCAGGUCAAGAGGCCACAGAGAAACAGGAGAAGGAGCAUCCUCGUGUACUCAUCCCUGAGCUUUGCCGACUCUUCUAUCAGCUGGGAUGGGUGACGGGGACAGGCGGAGGGAUUAGUCUGAGACGAGGAGAGCAGAUCUACAUUGCGCCAUCGGGCGUCCAGAAAGAGAGAAUACAGCCCGACGAUAUGUUUGUGUGUGAUGUGGAGGAGAGGGACAUCAGCUGUCCACCUGCCUGGAAGAAGUUAAAGAAGAGCCAGUGUACACCGCUUUUUAUGAAUGCCUAUACUAUGAGAGGGGCACAGGCAGUUAUACACACCCACUCCAAGGCUGCUGUCAUGGCAACACUGCUGUAUCCUGGCAAAGAGUUCAGGAUAACACACCAGGAGAUGAUCAAGGGGAUUCGUAAGGGCAUCUCAGGUACCAACUAUCGGUAUGAUGACACCCUGGUCGUGCCUAUUAUUGAAAAUACACCAGAGGAGAAGGACUUGAAAGACCGAAUGGCUCGAGCAAUGGAGGAAUACCCUGAUUCUUGUGCAGUCCUCGUCCGCCGACAUGGUGUAUACGUCUGGGGGGAGUCGUGGGAAAAGGCUAAGACUAUGUGUGAAUGCUAUGACUACCUGUUCGACAUCGCCGUCCAGAUGAAGCAGUGUGGACUGGACCCUUCGGCCUUGCCAAUGGAAGAAAAGGGAAUAGUUUGAAAUUUAAUGGUUCUUUUUGAAAAAACGUUUGUUGCAGAAAGGUCAUUGGGUUCAAUCAGGAGAGCAAUCGUAAUAAUUUGCCUUUCCCAACGGCCUGCUUCAAAUUUGAUGGAAUUUGAUGGUAAGGGCAGAUUCAGAAUUAAAUGAGAUUGAAUUCCUGUGAUCCGGAAGCACCUGCAGGUACGCUGCAAAGCGCUGUGGGGCAACUCAUGACUAAGCUGUUGCCAUUGGACUGGAAUCAAGGUCUUUGUGUACAUCAGGCAUGAAUAACUGCCUUUGCUUAAAUUAAUAAAAACUGAUGGAAUGUAAA